This is a messenger RNA of Anas platyrhynchos (mallard), 3082 nucleotides long. RefSeq names its product galactose-3-O-sulfotransferase 1 (gene GAL3ST1). Gene Ontology annotation, molecular function: galactosylceramide sulfotransferase activity. NCBI's taxonomy places the organism in Eukaryota, Metazoa, Chordata, Aves, Anseriformes, Anatidae. The record is from RefSeq and is a predicted model, not a curated record. Gene Ontology annotation, biological process: galactosylceramide biosynthetic process; myelination. Gene Ontology annotation, cellular component: membrane.
GAGAGGGCUGCCAUAGGGGAGUGUUGGACCUGGGGGGAUGCAGGGCCAUGGGGAUAUAGCAUGGGGCCAUGUCCUCACGCUGUGGCCGUGACCACCGGCUCCGGCUGGGGCUUUCAAGUGGCUGGGCGAGGGCCGGCGCCAGCGGCUGCCCUGCUCCGCUGGGAGCCCCAGGACAAAGCCUCCACCUUAGCAUUUCUCCUGCUGAGCUAUUAAUAAUUAAGCCACUCACUUAAGGCAAAGUCAAUAGAGUAACUGGGCUGGGAACUGUUUGCAAGAAACACCCCGCCGGAGCCAGCCCGGGUGGAGCUCAGCAUCCCCUCGGCAUCCCUGCCAGUGGGGCCGGGCGCUGGCAGCCACGGAGAUGCUGGGGGCAGCUCAGCCAUGCUCUCGCCGUCAUUUCUGCCGCUCGGAAAGCCCGCAGAGCGGAGGCUGAGCUCGCCUGGGGUCGGCGAGGGCGAGCCGUGCCCAGCGUCCGGUUACAUUUUCCAUCCAUUAUUCAUCAAGAUGGAAAUCUCAGCUGCGGCGUGGCUCGCUGCCCUCCGCCGGGCCGGGGCAGGAGAGAUGCAGGUGGAGGACGGAGACCAGCGCCGCGGGAAGGCUUCGUGCACAGCAGGGCGAGACGCCGGCGGGGGCCCGGUGACCACGAUGCUGCAGCACCAUGGGAAGCCCUGGAGGUCCAUGUGCAAGGGACUCGUCCUGGGGACCCUCCUGACCAGCUUCAUGCUGCUGCUCUACUCCUACGCUGUGCCCCCGCUGCAAGUCAGCCUGACGGAGAUCCCCAUCCCCUACUCCUGCUCCUCCUCCCCGACCCAAGCCAAGGGGCGGGCGGUGGCCAACGGCACACGCAGCCCUUCGGGAGGAGGCUGCCGGCCCAAGCUGGACAUCAUGUUCAUGAAGACGCACAAGACGGCCAGCAGCACCAUCCUCAACAUCCUCUUCCGCUUCGGAGAGAAGCACCGCCUCAAAUUCGCCUUCCCCAACGGCCGCAACGACUUCUACUACCCCUCCUACUUCGAGAGGAGCCAGGUGCAGCACUACCGGCCGGGCAUGUGCUUCAACAUCAUCUGCAACCACAUGCGCUUCCACUACCAGGAGGUGCGCAAGCUCCUGCCGGCGGACACCACCUUCGUGACGGUGCUGCGGGACCCUGCCUACCUCUUCGAGUCCUCUUUCCACUACUUCGGGCGCGUCAUCCCCCUCACCUGGAAGCUGCCGGGGGAGGACAAGCUGGCUGAGUUCCUGCGGGACCCCUGGCAUUACUACGACCCGAACGGGUUCAACGCGCACUACCUCCAAAACCUCCUCUUCUUCGACUUGGGCUAUGACAACAACAUGAACGCCGACAGCCCGCUGGUGGAGCAGCACAUCCAGGAGAUAGAUCAGCGCUUCCACCUGGUCAUGCUGCUGGAGUAUUUUGACGAGUCCCUGGUGCUGCUGAAGGACCUGCUGUGCUGGCAGCUGGAGGACAUCCUCUACUUCAAGCUCAACGCUCGCAAGGGCUCCACCAUCUCCCGGCUGACACCUGAGCUCUACGAGAAGGCGACUUCUUGGAACCUCAUCGACGCCAAACUCUACCGUUAUUUUAAUGCCACCUUCUGGCGGAAGGUGGAGGCCUACGGGAGGGAGCGGAUGGCCAAGGACGUGGCCGAGCUGCAGCAGGAGAACGAGAAGAUGAAGAGCAUCUGCAUCGACGGGGGGCACGCCGUGGAUGCCAGCGCCAUCCAGGAGUCCUCCAUGCAGCCGUGGCAGCCGCUCGGGGAGAAGUCCAUCCUGGGCUACAACUUGAAGAAGAAGAUCAACAAGAAGCACCAGAAGCUGUGCCGCAAGAUGCUGACGCCCGAGAUCCAGUACCUGACGGACCUCGGGGUCAACCUGUGGAUCACCAAGCUGUGGAGCUGGGUGCGGGACUUCCUCAAGUGGUAGGAGAAAGUGGGACGCCCUGUGGGAGAGCCAGGGGCUCGCGUUUUCCUUCCGUCACCUGUCUUUGGGUUGGGCAUGAGCAGAACCAAAUGGUGGCUCCCAGAGGUGCUCCCAACCCUGGGCACCCAAGAGUGACGGAGGGGACGUGGGGACCCAGCUCAGAGGCCACUGCUGCCAGCAGCAAGGGCUUCAAGGAUUGGGGGGGGAUUUGGGGGUCUUUCCCAACAGGAUCCACUUCUUCCUGCCACGUGGAAAUGCUGGAGGCAGGAUGGGAAGGACAGGUCCCCGUCGUGCCCUUGUCACAGCAAUAGACAUCCACCACUGUGCCACCAGAGGUGCGCUGCGGGUCGGGCAGUGGUGGGACCCGUGGGGCCAGGUGUGCACGGGUAUUCUGGAGCAUCACUCCCAGCGGGGGCUGCUCUCACCAUCCCCUUUCCCUCCAGCCCAGUUUUUGGGGCCCACCACGCUGCUGGGGCUCCCCCAGCCCAUGGGUGCGUCGAGUGCCACGCGUCCUCAGCGCACCCGUGGUGCCUGGCACACCAUCAGCCCAGACCCAGGAAGCCCCAGCAGGUUUCUAAGCACCAUCCACACGUGAAUUUGCAGAGCAACAAAACCACCCCAAAGCCCCAGCCUGUGCCAGCGGCGGUCCCCAGCACGUCCAUGCAGGACCCCAUGGCAGCAGAUCCCCCCCAGCCCCCUCUUGUCCCAGUUAGAGGGCCCUGUGGUGCCAGUCCCCACCGGGGACAUCCCGGGAGGACCACGGGGUCUGGUGAGAACUGGUGUGGGGAGCAGGCGUGGAGCAGGGUCCCAGAGGUGCCAGCCCUGGGUACAAGUGGGACACGGGGACGAGCCACAUCAUGGGGAGCCCUCGGGUGUCCUGGCCGGGCUGGAUGACAAUGGCACGGGUAAAGCUGAGAGUGGCCCAGGCUGGGCACCGAGGUGGCACCGUGCGGCUGCAGGAGUGACAGGAGGUUGUCACCUGCCCGGGACAGCAGCAGGGAGCCCGGUCCUGUCACUCCCCGGUGUGGUUCGUGUUCUGCUCUGUUUGUAAAUGCAAGCAAUAAAAAAAAAAAAAAGAAAAAAAAAAAAAAGCAAUUCUAUUUUGUAAGAUAAUCGGAUUGUAUAUUUGGCAGUUUUUAAUACACCAAUGGUCCAGCUGGUC